Molecule: messenger RNA, 972 nt
Organism: Fusarium fujikuroi IMI 58289
Lineage: Eukaryota; Fungi; Ascomycota; Sordariomycetes; Hypocreales; Nectriaceae
Exons: 2
Coding region: 1-972 (323 amino acids)
Source: RefSeq, a predicted model, not a curated record
AUGGCGCAGAAAAACUACCUCGAGUGCUCACCGCGCAGACGCCCCUUCGAAGCAAGCACCGGCCAGCGCUACGCCGGGCAAGUCCCUACCCCCGAGGACCUUGAGCAGCCUGGUGUUCGCCGUCGCCACAUCACAGAUUUCAUCGCCUUCAUGCGACCCGAGAUCAGCCACAUCAUCACCGAGUAUGGCAGAGCGGCUAUCAAGAGAGUGUGUCAGGAGCUUUACGCGACUGGUGUGCGAGCGACGCCGUCGCCUUGGUUUGGGCUGAUGUGCGAGCGCAUCAUGUGGAAGAUGUGCUUUGAUCCGCUUGGCGAUGAUGCCCCGGAGUGGCCUUGGGCGCAUGUCAAGUAUCCCUCUGUCCUUGCGCAAGGCGAAGAACCGAACGGCAUAUAUGAGAGAUACUGCCAGUCACGAAUGGUGCAAGAUGAGGGGAUUGCACGAAUGAAUGCACAACUCAAAGCGCAAGCCGACGCAGCAGCUGCAGCCCGCGCCGCCGAUCCCAACAGCAAAUUCAUCGUCACUUCACCAGCUCCCCUUCAAAACAUCGGCGAACCGCUUAUCGUUGACACCGACUUUGACAUACGAAACGCUCUCUGGAAUCUCACCAUCAGCAAGCCUUUCAACGAAUGCAACGCGGCCGGUCCUUUCGAAGUUGAACCCAAGGUUCCGCUGGAGUGGUACGUGUCUAAAGACCUGGCGGCCAUCAAAGAGCUUCUUCCGCCUUGCAUCGUUGUCAAGAUGAACGCUACGAAGAAGAGGGUCUUUGUGACUAUUGUGGAAUCUGCGCAAGUCAACCCCGUGGUACCUGUACGAGAGAUUCUGCUUGAAGUUUGGGGGGUUGUGCAGUCGUGGGCGGCGAUGGUCAAAGGAUGGGGAGAGGGUCAGAUGAACAGUCUGCUUCAGUACGUUCUGGGAGUCCAGCAGCGUGGUGGACUUGUGUGGAACAAACAAGCUCCAUUGCCAGUUCAGUAG